AUGGAGCAAAUACCAAGUAACCACGUGAAUCGGGCCCCGGUUGAGCCACGCAAUUCAAGUGGCUCCAACGGUUUAGAAUCUUCUGGUCAAAGCUUGCCUACUCGUCCACCAUUCACUAGAGCUGAUUCACGAUCGAAUUUCUCGCCACAAUCAUUGCGACCAGGUGGCCCGCAAUUACAGCAAAGACCACAAUUUCAAGCGGGUGGACCAGUUACUAGUCCACCACAAUUUGGACCGCGCCCAGGGACUCCAGUACAGAGGGGACCAUCUCCUGCAGGCCCCCCGGGAUCUCCACAGAUUCGUAAUCAAUCUCCGGGAAUUCGACCAAAUCAACCAGUAAAUUUGCCUCAACAAGGUGUUAGACCAUCUCAAUCACCGACAUCAGCUCAGCCUCAAAGAGGUCCAGUACCCAAUAAUCUUCAGUUUGGUCCACGUCAACCUCCACAAUUUGUUACUACGCCUAACGGAACUUCAAAGACAACAUUAGGCGCUUCUAAUAGUACUCAGCUUCCAAGACAACCAUCCCAAAGUUCCCUCAAAGGUCCUGAUUCUCCUAACCCGUUAACAAGCAAACCAGCCAACCUGGAGAACCAAAUAGGUCCUAAUGAAAAUCAUAACAACAUCAAACCUGACAGCGGUAAUGAAGUGCCGGGAGCGACUAAAGCAAGAAGCUUCAGCAUUUCCGCUGCACCUGGAUCACCAAGUCCCUUGAAAUUGGAUGAUGAUCGAAGAAAAUCUGUAAGUGCUGUAGGUGGUCGAUAUGAUGACUUAGUAAGUCGUAGUUCUGGGCUUGGAUUGAUUCAAGAAAUGCGAGGCAGUAAAGAUAUUAUUGGUUCUAAAGAAAGUGUUAAAUCAGAAGCAUCAUAUGAAGGCAAGGAUAUGCCAGACCGCCCAGAAUCGCGUCUAGCGGGUUCUAAAAUGACAGAAUCAUUUAUAGGAUCCUAUUCAAAUACAUCGCCAAAAAAGAAAAUAGAUGACGAUGAUGAUGUGGUAUCACAAAAUAAUUUGUCAUCAAUGAAAAAUGACACUUGCCAAAAUAAACCUGAUCUUUCCGAUCGUUCACCUUCACUUACACGUAGUGAUGAUUCACCAGAACCUAAAAAUGUAUUGCAGCAAUCUGCAAUAUCUAAUAAGACUCCAAGCGGAACGCCUGAGCCACAACGUCCAAAGACACCUAAAUCUGAUAUAAAACAGGAAAUAAAGUCGGAAUCAAAUAAGGAAGUAAAACCAACAGUAACUGCGAAUAAAAUUGUUACUAAAUCUCCUUCAACAGAAUCUAAGUCACCUUUGGAGCCAAAGUCCCCUAUAUCAUUGAAUAAAAAACCAACAGAGCUAAAAACAUCGAUAACACCUUCCGAUUCUAAAAAAUCAACACCACGUAAAGUAGCUUCUGCUCCAAGCUCUAGGCCUAAAGAUGGCGAUAACGACAGUGGCGUUGACGAAUCUACCCAAGGAAAUGAUUUAAAUGGCUCACCUGGUUCUCCAAAUAAGAAAUUACCCAGCAAGUUACCAACUAAGGAGAAAUCCAGCAGCAGCCUAAAGCAAAGCCUUUCUCGGUCCUCAAGCAAAAGUGCUACAGCAAAGACACCAGAAACUCCACAGCCAAAUGAUAAAAAAAAAGUACCCAUGAAUAAGGUACAAGUUGGUAACGCCCCAUCACCAAAUAUAAAGGCAGUAAAAUCGAAGAUUGGUUCUUUGGACAACACUACAUACAAACCAGGUGGCGGUAAAGUUAAAAUUGAGAAUAGGAAACUCGACUUCAACAAAGUCACUCCGAAAAUUGCUGCUAAAAAUGAUGCCUAUACGCCUAGUGGAGGAGCUAAGAAGAUUACAACUACAAAAUUGGAAUGGAAUGCCAAAUCGAAAAUUGGUUCUCUUCAAAAUGCAUCUUACAAGCCAGGAGGAGGAGACAAGAAAAUAGAAACCGUCAAAUUGGACUUCAAAGAAAAAGCAAAGCCAAAGGUGGCUUCGACUAUUAACAUCACACAUAAGCCAGGCGGUGGAGCAGUAAAGAUUGAAAAUCAAAAAUUGGAUUUCAAAGCACAAAGUAAAGUGGGGUCCCUCGACAACGUAAAACAUAAGCCCGGAGGGGGUGAUAUUAAAAUAUUCGAUGACAAGGAUUACAUUAAGCAGAUCGGUGGACACUCGCCGCUGCCCAACAGCCUCGGACAGUCCAGACAGGAGAGUCCAGUCCCACCGGCGGCGCAGCCUCCCAAAGCGGACGAAAAUUUAAAUCAACAGCCGUGU
Molecule: messenger RNA, 2247 nt
Organism: Brenthis ino (lesser marbled fritillary)
Lineage: Eukaryota; Metazoa; Arthropoda; Insecta; Lepidoptera; Nymphalidae
Source: the annotation of a GenBank genome assembly